This is a messenger RNA of Ordospora colligata OC4, 1833 nucleotides long. RefSeq lists its product as uncharacterized. The record is from RefSeq and is a predicted model, not a curated record. The coding region runs from base 1 to 1833 and encodes 610 amino acids. Lineage: Eukaryota; Fungi; Microsporidia; Ordosporidae. Gene Ontology annotation, biological process: rRNA processing. The transcript has a single exon. Gene Ontology annotation, cellular component: nucleolus; small-subunit processome. Gene Ontology annotation, molecular function: RNA binding; protein binding.
AUGAAGCUGUUUGGACAUAAAUCGACGUAUUUGUAUGGAAAGAUACAUGGAAGCAAGUUUAUCACGCCUAUGGAAACAUACAAGAUUGAGAAGCUGACUGUGAGUGCAGGGAUGCAUCCGGUGCGAUACAGAAACAGAGUUGAGAUAUUCUAUGUUGAACCGAUAUUCAACAGUUAUUUGGUUUCAAAAGAAGAGAGUGUAUGUGUUCUAUUUUCUGUAGACGGGAAGGUAACGAUAACGCGAGAUGAUGUUUCAGAAGGCGUGCUUUACACGUUCAAAAUCCUGAAAGAAACAGAUGAUUUGAGAGAAGCAGAGAUAUACAAGUUUAAUGCAUUGCAUCCCGGAUUCAGGACACAGGGCGAAGUGAAAUGGAAGAAUGAUGAGAAUGGAAAGAUGAGAUGCUUUGUGGACACGAAGUACGGAGAGGGAUUCUUGGUACUACAGAAUAACAGUGGAAAUAGGAAUGUAGAAGUUGUGCUAUUCAAAAAGGAUCGCCAUCUUCAUUUUGUGCAGGUUGGAGAUCCGGUGAGUGGAAUAAUAAGCAUGACUGUAAGUGGAGAGCUGUGCACUGGAAAAUAUCUGGUGAAAGAUCAGAAUGUCAAGGGACUGAUGAUAGGCAAUUUCAAGCAUGCAGUUGGAGAUGUGGUGAGGUGCGUAGUCAAAGAUGUUAAUUUAGGAAAUUAUUUGUUUGAGGAGUAUAUUGAGCUAAAAAUUGGCGACCAGAUUGAAGCGAAAGUCAAACGGUAUGGAAAGAAGAAGAUAUGUGUUGAGUAUAAGGGGAAUGAGGGAUAUAUAGCUGUUAAAGAGGGAAAUCCAAAGAGAUAUGGAGAAGUGAUUAGUGGAAUAAUCUGCGAUUUAAAAAACAAGAUGUUUGUCAUGAAGAUUGAUAUCAAAGAUGACACAAUGAUUAGAGAUAAGCAUAGCAAUAAGUAUGAUAGUAAUGACAAAAUUAUUGAGAAUCAUAAAAAACAGAAAAAACAAGAGAGGAGAGAUAAAGAUAGAACUAAUAUAACAAGAGUUGAUUUAUCGGUUCCGUUUGAUAUUGAAGAUGAAAUGGAACAGGAUGUUGAAAAGAAAGUGAUUGGGGAUUCAAAGACACUGGAGGCAGAAAGGAAGAGAAAGAGUGUGAUCAAUGAAGAUGAUAUUGUGAUGGAGAUCAAAGCGCAUCCAGGCUCAGCGAUGCCUGUUAUUAAGUACAUGCAGUAUAAGAUUGAGAUUGAGGAGCAUGAUGCGCCAAGACAGAUAUUUGAAAAACAUGUUGCAAGGAUGGAGGGAGAUGAAAAGGAUAAGCUGUGCAUUGCUUAUGUGAAUUACCUUGUGUUUGUUAAUGAUGAUGAAUGGAUAAAGACUGUUCGUAGGCUUUCUAAGAUAUGCAACCCGAAGUUUCUGGAGGUUGUGUCAUUGAAUACAGAUGAUGAGGAUGUUCUGAAGCUUUAUUUUGACACAGAUGCGAGUAGAAAGUCAUUUGGAAUGUACUUGGAGAAGCUAUUUAAGGAGAACGAGAAUAAUGCAAUUGCAUUUGUAGAAAGUCAUUUGGAAUUCCUGUCAACAUCGAUUGAUCUGGUAUACAAAUACUGCAAUAAUCCAAGGAUGAUUGUGGAGAGACUUAUUACGGAUAAGAAGGAUGCAUGGAUUGCAUACAUCAAAAAUGAGUCUGGAGUGUAUCUAAGGAGCCUUUACAGAAGAGUAGUAGAUAAGAAGUGGAAAGUAAACGAUAUGAAAGAGUUUUACAAGAUGUGGCUCGAGUAUGAGAAAGAAAACGAUGGAAAUGUUGAGGAAGUUAAACUUAGGGCCAAGGAGUAUGUUAAUAAAGUUAAGAAAGAUCAGUGCUAA